CAAAUUUAACCCAAAAUUUCGUCCGACCCAAAAAUGUCAUCUUAACCCGAUCCAACACAAGAAAACUCAUUUUGUCUCCUGUUACUCAAAUAAGCCCUGGGUUGUGUGCUUAAACGCUCAACGAAAGAACGCUUAACCUUGUGCAACAAUUUCUCCAAUGGGGAAGAAGAAGAAAUCCAUUGAUGGAAACAAAAGCGAGCACUGCCCAGCAACUGUUUUUGUUUCCAAUUUGCCUUUCUCUUUCACAAAUGCUCAACUGGAGGAAACUUUCAGCGAUGUUGGCCCUAUACGCCGCUCUUUCAUGGUUACAACCAAAGGUUCAAUAGAACACCGAGGCUUUGGUUUUGUUCAAUUUGCUACUGCUGAGGAUGCUGUCCGCGCUAUUGAGAUGAAAAAUGGCUCCUCCGUAGAUGGACGGAAAAUGGUGGUGAAACAUGCUACUCAUCGUGCUCCCUUGGAGCAACGCCACUCUAAACAAAAUCCAGCUGAAUCAAAUGAUGCAGAUAAGACGAUAGAUGAGAAGGAUAGUGCUCCAGUUGGGGCUGAAAAACAAGAAAACUGUCCAAGUAAACCUGAAUCAGGUAAAUUGCUCCCGCCGCCAAAGAAUGCAAAGAAACUCUCUGUUGAUCUAGCUGAUGUAGGCAAAUCUUCAGAGAAACAAAGAGUGGCAAGAACUGUUAUAAUUGGGGGCCUUUUAAAUGUUGAUAUGGCCGAGGAGGUCUUACGACAAGCCAAGGAGAUUGAUGGAGAUUGUUCGGUCACCUACCCACUUCCAAAACAAGAGCUACAACACCAUGGGCUUGCUCAGGAUGGAUGCAAAGCAGAAGCUGCAGCUGUAGUUUAUGCAAGUAUUAGAUCAGCACGUGCUGCUGUUGUAGCCUUACACCAAAAAGAAUUUAGCGGUGCAACAAUGUGGGUUCGUCAGCUUGGUGGGGAGGGAUCGAAGAUUCAGAAGUGGAAAGUAAUAGUCCGAAACCUUCCUUUUAAGGCAAAAGUCAAGGAGAUAAAAGAAAAAUUCUCAACUGCCGGAUUUGUUUGGGAUGUAUUUAUUCCUCAGAAUCCUGAGACAAGGCUACCCAAGGGGUUUGCAUUUGUAAAAUUCACCUGCAAGCAAGAUGUUGAAAAUGCUAUCUUGAAGUUCAAUGGACAAAAGUUUGGUACUCGAACCAUUGCUGUUGACUGGGCCGUACCAAAGAAAAUUUAUACAACUGGUAGCGCUUCUGUGGUCACUUCAGAUGAUGGGGAACCUGUUGAUCAAGAUGUUGAUAGUGAUGCUUAUGAAGCAUCAGAGAAUGGUGAUUCAGAUACUUCCACAAAGGAUGGAGUCUUGGAUAGAUCUUACUCUGAUGGAGAUGCCAACCAUGUGGAGGAGAAGGAAGCUGCAAUUAGUUUUGAAGAGGAAGCAGAAUUGACUAGGAAGGUCCUUCAGAAUGUUAUCACAUCCUCUGUGAAAGAAGCUUUCUCUUUAAAAAAUGGUUCUAAUCAUGUAGAUUCUACCAAGGGAAUUGACUUUCAGAAGAAACCAAUGGUUGAACCUGAACUGACUAUCCAGACAAAAUCUGGAAAAGAGAGUCAUGAAAAGCACAUUGAAUCCAGAUCUGUUGGUGAUGAAGAUGCACUUCCAAGAACAAUUUUCAUAAACAAUCUUCCUUUUGAUCUUGAUCCUACAGAAGUAAAACAAAGAUUUUCUAGUUUUGGAAAAGUCCAAUCAUUCUUUCCAGUCGUUCAUCCUGUGACAAAGCGUCCCAGAGGAACUGGAUUCCUUAAGUUUACUACAGUUGAGGCAGCUGAUGCUGCAGUUUCUGCAGCAGACACUGCACCUGGACUGGGAAUAUUCAUUAAAGGAAGACAGUUGAACGUAUUGAAGGCAUUAGACAAGAAAUCCGCAGAUGAUAUAGCACUGGAGCGGUCGAAAAAGGAGAAUGAAGAUCACCGUAACCUUUACCUGGCAAAGGAGGGUCUGAUUCUUGAGGGAACUCCUGCAGCUGAAGGGGUUUCGACUGAUGAUAUGGAAAAACGUCAAACGUUGCAUCAGGCAAAAAUGACUAAACUCCAAUCUCCGAAUUUCCAUGUUUCCAAAACAAGACUAGUCAUAUACAAUUUGCCGAAGUCAAUGACCCAAAACCAACUUAAAAAGCUCUGCAUUGAUGCAGUUACUUUAAAAGCUUCAAAACAGACGCCGGUGAUACGACAGAUAAAGUUUCUCAGUGAUGUUAAGAAAGGGAAGGUUAAAAACCGUUCUCGUGGACUUGCUUUCGUGGAGUUUGCGGAGCAUCAACAUGCCAUUGUGGCAUUAAGAGUUCUGAAUAACAACCCUGAAACAUUUGGUCCUCAUCAUCGGCCCAUUGUAGAGUUUGCUGUUGAUAAUGUUCAGACCUUAAGAAAGAGGAACUUGAAAAUUAAUGACCAGCUGCAGAAAGCUGGCGAUGAUCAUACUGGUGCGCACGAAGACGAUGACACCUUAACUCCAUCCACCAAACCAAAUAAAGAGAAAUCCAGGAAAAGAAAAUCACGGGAUGAGAAGAAUUCAAGAGAAGAUCAAAAGACGGACAGAAAAAACAUGGAAGGAAAUCUCGCAACUGAUGAGGUCGACAAGGAAGAGAGUCAAAUGAACAAUAAGAAGAAGAAAGUCCGAGCAAAAGAAGAUAAAAACAAUCAAGAAAAGUGUCGAAAUCUUGAUAAACCGUCUCAACUAAAAAAUGGUACUGCAGAUGCUCGUACGUUGAAGCCUUCUAAGAAAAAUGAUAAGCCGUCGAGCAAAAGGAAGGUGAAUGAUCCUACAAUAGAUGGUCCUGAGAAGACUCAAAAGAGGAGAAAAAGGAACAAAGAUCCGUUGGGCAAAGAUGUGGUGGAUAAACUAGAUGUGUUAAUCGAAAGAUAUCGAACCAAGUUUUCACACAACAGUUCUGAUAAAGCCGAUGGUGAAAAACAAGGUUCCCGGCAGCAGAUAAGAAGAUGGUUUCAGACAUAGUUUCUCAUCUGAAACUUGAAAGUGGUGGCGUUUGAUUGUUAGAUGUACAUCACCUAAAUUUUGUCAGUAUGAAGAUAGUUUUGCCUGUUUGUCUCAACAUAACAAUAUCUCUUUAGAGAGAAAACAGGAACACCGUACUAAUGAAGUAUUUUAUUACAAACUUCUGGAAUGAUUGUGUUAUUUUAUUAGAGAGAAAACAGAAACAUUUAUUAUUAUGUACUUUUUUGUCUGCUUAGCCAUAAUUGUAUCACUUAAAAUGUAAAUCAACAUAUUGAACUAUUUCCUUUA
Amaranthus tricolor (Joseph's coat) is the source of this 3259-nucleotide messenger RNA. RefSeq lists its product as uncharacterized. The coding region runs from base 158 to 2971 and encodes 937 amino acids. The transcript has 17 exons. The record is from RefSeq and is a predicted model, not a curated record. Gene Ontology annotation, molecular function: RNA binding. Lineage: Eukaryota; Viridiplantae; Streptophyta; Magnoliopsida; Caryophyllales; Amaranthaceae.